GCAGAAAAUGGCGAGUGUGUUGUGUUGAUAACAGAAGUGAAAAAUUAAAUAUGCAACUUGCAAAAUGUUUAUUUAAGUCAAUAUGAUUUUUAUGUGAUAGGACGUGAAUCGGUACGUGAUUAUAAUUGGGAACAAGAAGAAUUCGCCAUACGAUUUUAAAAUAUGACAAGUCCAUCGCCCCAAAGUAGCCCGAUGCCACCGCCCCAAGCGCCAAGCCCAAUGGGACCCCCGACCCAAAGUCCCGCCCCUCCCCCGUCGCCUCACAGCCCUUACCAGCCCCAUCUCAACGGACCUAUUCCUCCAAACGCAAACUCCUCUCAGAUGCCUCAUCUGACACCUCAUCCACCACACAUCCCCCAACCGCACGGUGGGAUGCACGGCGCUAUGCCGAUGCCCCAUCCCAUUCAGCCGGGUCAUCACGUCGGUCAUCCGAACGGGGCGGGCCCUGGACAUGCGCAGCACCAGGCCCAAUCGAUUGCGCAGGCGCACCCGGAGAUGCCGGCACAGCAUUUGCCGCCGACUAAUCAGCAGUAUCCGAUGAUGCCGAUGGGUACGGUAUGUGCCCAAAGACAGAAUCCUUCGCCCGGACCUCAGGGUCAAGUUCCUGCCGGUCCUCAGCCGGCCGGUCAGCCGCCACAAUCGACACAAGGUCAAGAGAAUUUGAACGCGUUGCAACGCGCCAUCGAUUCCAUGGAGGAGAAGGGCAUGCAAGAGGAUCCCCGAUAUUCCCAGCUGUUGGCCCUUAAGGCACGCACCAACGGCAACACUUCGGCUUUCAGUCAGCAACAAAUGACGUUGCUUAGAAAUCAAAUAAUGGCAUACAGAUACUUGGCAAGGAACCAGCCAGUUCCUUCGCAAGUUUUAAUGGCCCUCCAGGGCAAAAGACCGGAUGGAACUCCGUUAAGCCCUACUCCGCCACCAUCUAAUCAAUAUCCACCGCCAAGUGGACAACAGACACAACCUCAAGGUUUCAAAACAGCGGGAGGUCCGCCAGGAAUACCUGGCGGCGUACGUCCGUGCGGUCCGAUGCAGCCGCAACAGCAGCAAUCAUCCAAAAACCGUGUCACAUCCAUACCGAAACCAGCCGGAUUGGAUCCGAUAAUAAUUUUACAAGAACGCGAAAAUCGUGUGGCAGCUAGAAUUGCAGCUCGACUCGAACAAUUGGCCAACUUGCCCACAUCGAUGUCCGAAGAAAUGAGAAUGCAAGCACAAAUAGAAUUGAGAGCUCUUAGAUGUCUUAAUUUCCAAAGGCAGCUAAGAAGCGAAAUCAUCGCCUGCACUCGUAGAGACACCACGUUAGAAUCCGCGGUCAACGUCAAAGCUUACAAAAGGACCAAAAGGCAGGGAUUGAGGGAAGCCAGAGCGACCGAAAAACUCGAAAAACAACAGAAAUUGGAAGCUGAGAGAAAACGCAGACAAAAGCACCAGGAGUUCUUGACGUCCGUGCUGCAACACGGUAAGGAUUUCAAGGAUUUCCAUCGCAACAACCAAGCGAAACUAGUAAGACUGAAUAAGGCGAUAAUGAAUUACCACGCGAACGCGGAACGCGAACAGAAAAAGGAACAGGAAAGAAUAGAGAAGGAACGUAUGAGAAGAUUGAUGGCUGAAGAUGAAGAAGGUUACAGGAAACUGAUCGACCAGAAAAAGGAUAAACGGUUGGCGUUCUUGUUGUCUCAAACCGAUGAGUAUAUUGGCAAUUUAACUGAGAUGGUGAAACAGCACAAGAUCGAACAAAGGCGUAUACAACAGGAGGAAGAGAAGCGCAAAAAGAAAAAGAAGAGGAGGUUGAGGAUUGAAGGAGUCGAGAUCGACGAUGACGGUUCCCAGGGUUCCGAUCGGGCGGUGACCGUGAUGGAAACCGCCACCGGUAAGAAGUUAGCAGGAGAAGAUGCGCCACUUCUUAGCCAAUUGCAUGAAUGGUUGGCUCAAAAUCCAGGUUGGGAGGUCGCCGAGUCGGAUGAGGAUUCCGACGACGAAGAAAGUAAAUCAGAAACGAAAGGAAAGGAGAAAACUGAGGAAGAAAAGGCUAAAGAGGUGAUUAACAAAGCGAAAGUGGAGGACGAUGAGUACCAUAAAAACGCGAACGAGGAACAAACGUAUUACAGCAUUGCUCACACUGUUCACGAAAUCGUCACAGAACAGGCUUCUAUUAUGGUGAAUGGUAAACUCAAGGAGUAUCAGAUCAAGGGUUUAGAAUGGUUGGUGUCCUUGUACAACAACAAUUUGAACGGAAUUCUGGCUGACGAAAUGGGUCUUGGUAAAACUAUACAAACCAUAGCUCUGGUGACUUAUCUAAUGGAGAAAAAGAAAUUAAAUGGACCAUUCUUGAUUAUUGUGCCAUUAUCUACACUUUCCAAUUGGGUUUUGGAGUUUGAGAAGUGGUCACCUUCAGUGGUUGUCGUCUCCUAUAAAGGCUCACCCGCAGGAAGGCGUGCUAUUCAAAGUCAGAUGAGGUCGACGAAGUUCAACGUAUUGCUCACCACGUACGAAUAUGUGAUAAAAGAUAAGGCUGUCCUGGCUAAGUUACCAUGGAAGUAUAUGAUAAUCGACGAAGGUCACCGGAUGAAAAAUCAUCAUUGCAAACUCACACAAGUGUUGAACACUCACUACAUGGCCCCACAUCGUUUGCUGUUGACCGGUACACCUCUACAAAAUAAAUUGCCCGAACUCUGGGCUUUGCUGAACUUUUUAUUGCCGUCAAUUUUCAAAAGUUGUUCAACUUUUGAACAGUGGUUCAAUGCUCCAUUUGCCACUACUGGAGAAAAGGUGGAGUUAAACGAAGAAGAAACAAUUUUAAUCAUUCGUCGUCUGCACAAAGUACUUAGACCGUUUCUUCUAAGACGUUUGAAGAAAGAAGUUGAGUCACAGUUACCUGACAAAGUAGAGUACAUAAUAAAGUGCGAUAUGUCAGGCUUACAACGUGUUUUAUACAAGCACAUGCAAGGUAAAGGUGUGCUGUUGACGGAUGGUUCAGAAAAGGGUAACAAAGGUAAAGGUGGCGCAAAAGCACUCAUGAACACAAUCGUCCAGCUACGUAAAUUGUGUAAUCAUCCCUUCAUGUUUCAAAAUAUUGAAGAAAAAUAUUGCGAUCAUGUCGGAAUUGCUGGGGGUGUCAUAUCUGGGCCAGAUAUUUAUCGGGCGUCCGGAAAGUUCGAAUUACUCGAUAGAAUUUUGCCCAAACUUAAAGCCACAAAUCAUCGCGUCUUGCUUUUCUGUCAAAUGACUCAACUGAUGAACAUCAUGGAAGACUACUUGAAUUGGCGUGGAUUCGGUUAUCUACGUUUGGACGGCACUACUAGGGCGGAAGAUCGUGGCGAUCUCCUUAAGAAAUUCAACGCUAAGAACAGCGAAUACUUUAUAUUCUUAUUGUCAACAAGAGCAGGAGGUUUGGGUUUGAAUCUUCAAAGUGCAGAUACUGUUGUUAUCUUCGAUUCCGAUUGGAAUCCUCAUCAAGAUUUACAAGCUCAGGAUCGGGCCCAUCGUAUAGGACAACAAAACGAAGUCAGAGUUUUACGUUUAAUGACUGUGAACUCUGUAGAAGAACGUAUAUUAGCUGCAGCUAGGUACAAACUAAACAUGGACGAAAAAGUUAUACAAGCUGGUAUGUUCGAUCAGAAAUCCACUGGCUCAGAACGUCAUCAGUUCCUACAAACUAUUUUACAUCAAGAUGGGGAUGAUGAAGAGGAAGAGAAUGAAGUACCCGAUGAUGAAACGGUGAAUCAAAUGAUAGCUAGAAACGAAGGCGAAUUCGAACUAUUCCAGAAACUCGAUUUAGAAAGAAGAAGAGAAGAAGCUAAAUUGGGUGCGGCUAGAAAGCCACGAUUGUUGGAAGAAAGUGAGUUACCCAAUUGGCUGGUGAAAGAAGAUGACGAGGUGGACACUUGGAAUUACGAGGAAACUGAAAGUGUUUUGGGCAGAGGCACUAGACAAAGGAAAGAGGUCGACUACACUGAUAGUCUAACUGAAAAGGAAUGGAUGAAAGCUAUCGAUGAUAAUGGAGAGUUUGAAGAAGAUGAUGAGGAAGAGGAAAAAUUAAAAAAGAAGAAGAGCAGGAAGAGAAAGAAGAGGGGUGAUGACUCAGACAGUGAAGUAGGUUCGAGUUACAACAAACGUCGUAGAGGCGGGGCUUGCACGUCAACUGAUACAAAAUUGAAACGACAAAUGAGAAAACUAAUGAGUAUUGUCACUAAAUAUACAGACAGCGAUGGUCGUUUACUUAGUGAACCUUUCAUGAAAUUACCACCGCGUAAGGAAUAUCCAGAUUAUUAUGAGAUUAUCAAAAAGCCCAUCGACAUAAACAAAAUAUUAAAUCGAAUAGAAGACGGAAAGUAUCUUAGUUUUUUGGACGUAGAACGCGACUUUAUGCUGCUCUGCCAGAACGCUCAAAUUUAUAAUGAGGAAACUUCCUUAAUUCACGAGGACAGCAUUGUGUUGCAAUCUGUUUUCUCUAAUGCCAAACAACGAAUUGAGACUGACAAAGCGGAAUCCGACGAGGAAGACAAGGAGGAGGACAACAGAUCCGAUGGGGAUUCCGCAAUGAAAAUGAGAAUAAAGCUGAAGAACAAAAAGUCGUCCAGCAGAAGAAAACGCAACGCCAGAAAAUAUGUUUCGGAUGACGACGAUGACGACGAUGAUUAGAUAUAAUAAUAUUUAAUAUUAAUGAAUUGUGGUGCAUAUUAUAUUUAUCGUCAGAUAUUCUUUAGUCAGUAACUGUUUCAAGGGUUGAAUGCGACGGUAUAUUUUUGACUUUUUUACAAAACAAAAAAGGAUGUAUUGGCUUGUGAUUCACGAGUUGUGAAUAUGAAAAAAAUAUUUUUUUGAGAUUGGAAUAUAGGUUUAGUGAACUAUUUUUAUAAGGGUUACGAAAUCGUUUGUUAUUGUUAUUAAAAUCGUUAUUGUGUUUUAGUCGUAAUUUUGUUAUUAAUAUUACAAGUUUAAAAAAGGUGUUUUGAUUGAUUUUCACGACCAAAAUUUUGGACUUUAUUUUAAUUUUUUCUGGAUACAUCAAUUGCUUGUGGAUAAAAAUAACUGAAUAUAUUAUAUAGAGAUGCUUGUAUGAAAAAUUAUUUUGAUUAAAAUAAUAAAAAUAAAACUUACAAGUACUCUAUAUGACAAUUGUUGCCAUAUCAACAACCUGAGGGAAAAGCUGAAUAUUCACAAAAAGUUUUUUUUCUAAAUGUUAGAUUUUGUAAUCUGGCUAGGGAAUAUUGAAUCAGUCCCAUUUGUCUCACGUUUACCAAGUAUCUAUUACUACACUACAUUGCAAUAUAAUUCUGUGGAAAAUGUAGGAUUUCUCUUGUUUAUCAAUGUUAAUGGUGUAUUUGAAAUUAUAAGAUUUCUGAAUGUGAUUUAAUAUGUGGUAUACAUUUUUCACUUUAAAACCUAGCAUGUUACAUGUACAUCUUAACUUUUUGACUGUGAAUUUUUGGUUGUAUGCAAUAAAAUAUGUAACAACCAAGAA
Aethina tumida (small hive beetle) is the source of this 5461-nucleotide messenger RNA. RefSeq names its product ATP-dependent helicase brm-like. Gene Ontology annotation, biological process: positive regulation of transcription by RNA polymerase II. The record is from RefSeq and is a predicted model, not a curated record. NCBI's taxonomy places the organism in Eukaryota, Metazoa, Arthropoda, Insecta, Coleoptera, Nitidulidae. The coding region runs from base 163 to 4638 and encodes 1491 amino acids. The transcript has 17 exons. Gene Ontology annotation, molecular function: histone binding; ATP binding; transcription factor binding. Gene Ontology annotation, cellular component: nucleus.